Messenger RNA from Argentina anserina (silverweed cinquefoil), 1901 nucleotides. RefSeq names its product protein REVEILLE 7-like. Lineage: Eukaryota; Viridiplantae; Streptophyta; Magnoliopsida; Rosales; Rosaceae. Gene Ontology annotation, molecular function: DNA binding. Bases 460 to 1686 code for a protein of 408 amino acids. The transcript has 7 exons. The record is from RefSeq and is a predicted model, not a curated record.
CGGAUUCCGAUUCCGAUUUGGACUCGUUCUCUCUUCUCUUCUCAUUCUCUGCUGCUUGUCGUCUGUUCCCCGAUCCUCUAUCUCUCCGGAGAAGCUGAGGCUGUCUCACUUUGCCGCCGACCAGACAGGAGUCUGAUCUCAGUUCUUGCUUUCACACAACACAACCUUGUUCAGGUGUGCUGUGGUGGGUUGAGGCUUGAGAUUUAAUUUGGAGUGACGUGUUCUGCUGUGUUUUUCUGGCAAGAUAUACAGAGAGAUGGCUCUUCUUGAGGAUUAUUUUGCAUCAGAACUGAAUUCUGUACUUAUGAACACCAGUUCUUCACUGGGUUUGACUAUGUUGGAUAAAAAGUAUCAACCCAACUUUUUACUUGAACAUAGGAUCAGAGUGAAGCCACGGGAUCAAAUGCCUCUCUUGCAGCUGGCAAUUGCAGUUCUAAAGGCGACGCCCAAUCAAAUUUGAUGACUGAACUCAAGGACAAUUCUUCAUUUGGAAAUGACCAGACACUCAAGGUCAGGAAACCUUACACAAUUACCAAACAAAGAGAGAAAUGGACAGAGGAAGAACAUCAAAAGUUUCUUGAAGCCUUGAAAUUGUAUGGCCGAGGUUGGCGUCAAAUAGAAGAACAUGUAGGCACCAAAACUGCUGUUCAGAUACGAAGUCAUGCACAGAAGUUCUUCUCUAAGGUAGCUAAGGAGUCACCUGGAACUGGUGAAGGUUCCCUCAAACCAAUUGAAAUACCUCCGCCGCGACCAAAACGGAAGCCUAUGCAUCCUUAUCCACGUAAACAUAAUGGAUCACCAGAAAGGAGGUCACCAUCCCCAAAUUUUUCAGUUGCUGAGAAAGGCCAAGAAUCCCCCACUUCAGUAUUUUCUGUACCUGGUUCUGAUGUAAUUGGGUCUGCCACUUUGGACCAGUAUAACAGGUCUCGUCCUUCAACUUCAUAUACUACUGACAUGCGAUCAACUAGCUUGUCCCAUGGUGAAAAGGAGAAUGACUAUGCGACAUCCAACCCGUCCCCUGAUGUAGCAAAAGAAUCUAUGCCACCUGCUGACUCGACCUUGGACAGAACCUUUUCCAUGAAAGAUGAAUCGGCUUCCGGGUGCGCUUCAAAUACUGAAGGAGAUGCAGCAGCCAUAAUGGGCGUUUCCAUGAGCAUUAAGCUUUUUGGGAGGACAGUUUUGGUGUCAGAUCUACAUAAACAAUCGUCUCCUAGUACCAAGGACUGCAAUUUGUCGAUAUCUAAGGCCAGAACAGAUAAUAAUGAGAGUGAUAGUGGUAAGUGUGGUCAACCAUUACUAUGGGAUCAAUCGGACACACGCUUGUCGCUUGGUGGAUUAGUUAGUAAUUGGAAUUCUUUGGCAUCUGGUUCUACAAAAAACAGGGUGGAACACCAAAAUGGGAACCCAGAGUCUCUGCAGGCCAAUCCGGAUGCCUCUCCUCCCUUUCCAUGGUGGAUUAAUCUACCAUUUUGUCAGGUUCUGCGUGUCGAUUCUUGUACUUCAAAUGAUGGGUUAGAUAGUUCAAAUGAUUCUUUAUGUGAACGAGCUCGUAGCGUUGUUGAACCCUGCAAUUUGAGGAAGGGGUUUGUACCAUACAAAAGAUGUUUAGCAGAUACGAACAGGAACUCAUCAGUCAUUGUAUCUGAAGAUUCGAGGGACAGGCAAAGGGCUCGUGUUUGCUCUUAAUUUUCAGUCACAAGUCGCGUCUGUAUUUUCAGUUUUCUUUAGUUUUUUGUUUUGUUUCUUCCCACUUGAAAGGCGUAUAUUGAUUAAUUGAUUGUAGUGAGAGGGAAUAAGUAAUCUGAAAAGCAGCAGCUGAAUAAUGACUCACGAUAUCAAGAGAAUGUUCGAGCAGAAAUCGGUUCGAGCAGUUUUUUGACAUCUGAAAUCAUUUAUCUCUG